AUGUCGCGAGCGCGCGUCGCGAACGCGGUGUCGUCCGCGGCGCGAGCGACGUGGGGGGCGGCGACGCGCGAGAGACGACGACCGAACCUGUUCGACCUCGCGUCCACGCUCGAGGGCCGAGGGAUCGGGCGGGCGUUCGUCAAGCGGUCGUGGACGGCGCGGCCGGAGACGCACGGGAACACGUUUUGGCGGCUCACUCGAGUGCGAACGCGACCGAGUGGACGCUCGGGAGAGGCGUACGGGGUGUUGACGUGGAAGGGACGCGAACGCGAGGGUGAGGAGCGCAUCACGGGGAGCAUGAAGCCGAUUUGGGCGCGCGCGAGAGAGUACGAGGGACGAGGCGAGGACGACGCGAGCGGGCCGGUUUUGAAGAGACCGCAGUCGGUGGAUGUGAUGAGUGGUGAGGAGUGA
This is a messenger RNA of Ostreococcus tauri, 411 nucleotides long. Its product is annotated as unnamed product. The record is from RefSeq and is a predicted model, not a curated record. The transcript has a single exon. Gene Ontology annotation, cellular component: mitochondrion; mitochondrial small ribosomal subunit. NCBI's taxonomy places the organism in Eukaryota, Viridiplantae, Chlorophyta, Mamiellophyceae, Mamiellales, Bathycoccaceae. Gene Ontology annotation, molecular function: structural constituent of ribosome. The coding region runs from base 1 to 411 and encodes 136 amino acids. Gene Ontology annotation, biological process: mitochondrial translation.